AUGUUGUCGACGUUGCUGCGUGACGCGAGCCUUCUCGACGGCCCGACGACGGCGUCCAAGGAAGAGGAGUACGUCUGCGACGUGUGCAACCAAGCCUUCCGCUUCAAGGGCAAUUUGAAGCGCCACCAAAUGACCAAGCACGUCGGGCUCAAGCCGUUCCAGUGCGCGCUGUGCCCCAAGACGUUUGCGCGCAAGGCCGACAUGCAGGUGCACAUGCGUGUGCAUACGGGCGAGAAGCCGUACCCGUGCGCCUUGUGCGACAAGCAGUUUGCCCGCAUCUCGGACCUUCGCUCCCACGAACGCACGCACAGUGGCGAGAAGCGCUUUGCGUGCGCAUUUCCGGGCUGCUCGCGCCGGUUUGCGCGCAAGGUCGAUCUUCGCAAGCACGAGUUUGUGCACGAGACCGCGGCCAAGGCGGCCAAGCGCCAGCUGCAGCCCAAGCAAGCGGAUGCGUGCGCACCGACGCACGACCACGCCGCCCACGCGCGCGGCUGCGGCCACCUCAGCAUUGAACACGGCAACCACUUUGACUUUAUCGUCAACAACCAGCUCGUGUGCAUGGACGGCGUCAAGUCGCUCGCGAUCGUGCCCCGCGGGCCGCACGAGCCGCUGCCCCACGGGCAAGAGCCGAGCCACGGACCUGGCUGUGGCCACUUGGCCGUGCGACACAACGACCACGUCGACUAUGUCGUCGACAACUCGGUCUACUGCCAGCACGGCGGUGUGGUCUACGACUGCGACUCGCUCAAGCUUCUCGACGAGGACUUUUGGGACUUUUUCGGGGCCGUCGACUCGAUGACGACGACGUCGUCGACGCCGAGCGUCGAAGAGAUCUAA
Saprolegnia parasitica CBS 223.65 is the source of this 837-nucleotide messenger RNA. RefSeq lists its product as hypothetical. The record is from RefSeq and is a predicted model, not a curated record. Bases 1 to 837 code for a protein of 278 amino acids. Gene Ontology annotation, biological process: regulation of transcription by RNA polymerase II. NCBI's taxonomy places the organism in Eukaryota, Oomycota, Saprolegniomycetes, Saprolegniales, Saprolegniaceae. Gene Ontology annotation, molecular function: RNA polymerase II cis-regulatory region sequence-specific DNA binding; DNA-binding transcription factor activity. The transcript has 4 exons.